AUGCGAAUACAGACGCCGACUUCGCUUGCGCUGUUCUCUCUCCUUCCCGGCCUGGCUUCUGCCGUGGGCUUCGACUGCGCGCGCGUCAGCGUCGAGGGCGUCAAGUUCGACCUCAGUCCGCUGGGCGGCGUGCAUUCGCUCUACCACGUCGACCGUUUCGACGACUACAUCGUCAACACGACGUACGUGCUGAACAUCUGCAACAUCCUGAAGGGGGCCUCGAUCCGGGAUGGCUUGAAAUGCGGGACUUCGAAGAACAUCUGCGGCUUCGAAACGAUAAUACCCAAGGACAGCGACGAGGAUGGAAACAUUGUCAAACGAGCGUUCCCCAUCGUCGGAUUCGACCAUCUCGGUCACGGCAAAAAGGACCCCGAGGUCACCCGCCUGAAGAAAAAUGACCCGGACGCCGACGGGCUGCUGGUGAAGCUGACCGGGGGCGAAUACAGAGAAACCCCGAAAUCCGAGCCCAAGGAAACGGCGGCCGUGAUUGAGUUCCAGUGCGAUCCUGACCGGACGGGGCUGGAGGGCCUGGAAGACGUCGCCGAGACGGAAGAUGACGGCGAAGAGAAGAGACGUCGGGACAAAGGCGAUGAGGAUGAGGACGAGGAUGACACGGACAAGGAGAAUGCCGGCCGAAGUCUAAAGUUCAGGAGCUUCAAGCUCGUCGACGACACGUACAUCCUCAGACUGGACUGGAGGACCAAGUACGCGUGCGAAAACUACGUGCGAGACAAUCCCAAGUCUGGCGGUCAUUGGGGAUUCUUUACGUGGAUUAUCAUUAUUGGCUUCCUCUGCGCAGCCGCCUACCUCAUCUUCGGAUCCUGGCUCAACUACAAUCGUUACGGGGCCCGGGGCUGGGAUCUCCUGCCGCACGGCGACACGAUCCGAGACAUUCCGUAUAUUUUCCAGGACUGGGUCCGCCGAGUCAUCAACACGUUACAGGGGCCUGGUGCGAGAGGGGGAUACAGUGCUGUAUAG
Rasamsonia emersonii CBS 393.64 is the source of this 978-nucleotide messenger RNA. RefSeq names its product Autophagy protein Atg27. The transcript has 3 exons. Bases 1 to 978 code for a protein of 325 amino acids. Lineage: Eukaryota; Fungi; Ascomycota; Eurotiomycetes; Eurotiales; Trichocomaceae. The record is from RefSeq and is a predicted model, not a curated record.